AUGCGCUGGUCUGUGAGCGUAGUCGCUGGCUUCCUUGCAGUGGUUGCGGUGGCACUGCCCGAUGGAUUCAAACAUACGUGCAUCAAGAUGUCCGAUUGCUGGCUCCGCUGCUCUGGCCAAGUGGGACUGCUUGCCUACAACCUUCAGUUGAUGCAUCAGCGCACCAUGGUCAAGGUGCUCGUCAAGCCGAACUUGCAAAGCGCAGAGUGUCUACCAGGAACCAAGACAUCCGACCAGAUCGCUUGCACGUUCCACCUCCUUUCAUUCGAUCCGGCGAAAUUGGAAAUAGGAAUCACCGGCGUACGAGAUAUGAUAGGCGGACAUGACGCGCAGGAGCCAACCAUCAUCAGCGGCUUGGGUAUACUCUCCACAGGCAUGUUCGACGGAGCUGAUUACAUGUCAUGCAUCUUCCAGCGUGAAGCGACAGCAGUCGGUGUCGCUUGUGGCUCCAAAGCAGACGAAGUCGUGCCGUAUUUCGAUGGAAAGACUUGCAAGGACUUUUUCGACGAGCCGCAGUACGUAGGUACUUGCGAAAUACAGCUCGUGCCGGGUCGAAUGGGCAGCUGCAACGUGUUGAACGCGAGCAAACGGGAGAACGAAAGAUGUCGAUACGAUUAG
Messenger RNA from Mixia osmundae IAM 14324, 618 nucleotides. RefSeq lists its product as uncharacterized. The transcript is spliced from 3 exons. The coding region runs from base 1 to 618 and encodes 205 amino acids. The record is from RefSeq and is a predicted model, not a curated record. NCBI's taxonomy places the organism in Eukaryota, Fungi, Basidiomycota, Mixiomycetes, Mixiales, Mixiaceae.